Linepithema humile (Argentine ant) is the source of this 1050-nucleotide messenger RNA. The record is from RefSeq and is a predicted model, not a curated record. Lineage: Eukaryota; Metazoa; Arthropoda; Insecta; Hymenoptera; Formicidae.
CAAUUACGAAAAUUUUUAAGCGUAUGAUCGGAAAACAAAUCGCGUGUGUAAAUACAUCUCAUGGUGAAAGGAAGCUGCGGAGAAAAAGACAGGAAAAUCACAGAAAUGGGAGUGCAGAACUCAAAACGGAUGCAGGUGAUGACAUCAUAUCGCAGAAGUCUCUGGAUGCAGUGAAAGGACUUAUACACUUCUUGAAAGAGCAUGCUAGAGUGGAAGGACUAUUUCGGCGGGCAGGACGUCGCGAACUUCGACGGCAUAUCCUGAAUUCCCUGAAAAAGGGUCAUAAGCCGCACUUCGAAGAUUCGAACAAUGCAGCUCUGGAAUGCGCGGCGGCCUUGCAAAUCUUUCUCAGUCGUUUGAAAAAGCCAAUUAUGCCGCAGCAUGUACAAGAAUUGAUUCUCGCGGAUAAUCCAGGUGUGGAAGCACACGUUAUCGCUCAGGAUGCUCUAGGACUUAUCAAACAGGACGUCAGCGGUCGUCACGGCGAACUCCUGACCGACGUUUUGGAUCUUUUAAGACACUUGACUUUAUCAGGGCCUCCGUCCGAGCGUUCUGAAUUGCGCGGAUCUCCUUUGCCUCUCGCUCUUUUGCCAGUGUUCUUUAAUUUAUCGCCUAGCGAUUUGACAAGAUGGAAGCAAGUAGCAGCCAGGUUUAAUGAAUUAAUUACAGAAGCCGCUGUACAACUCCAUCGGAAUGAACAGCGCGAUAUUCAUACGGAAACUAUGUUAAAUUCUGCAACGAAUUACGCUGAUACAUCUUCAACUUCGCUGGAAGAAUCUGAGGAAUUAAGAUUACAGGAACUUUCUUUAUUGUAUCCCAUCGUUCGACUUACAAAUCACUAUAACGCUUGCCACAUUGGCGAGAUGGCACGUGUACUUUUUACACCGCUGCGACACCCAGCCGUUGGUAGAUUACAUCCAGCAAUCGUUGAUCCUAAUUAGACGAUAAACAAAUGUACAAUUUCCAAAUGUAAAUCAUUAUGUCUAUAUCGUUGAAUUUUUGUUUAUGUAAAUUGAUUGAGUAAUUUAAUUGUGCUUUAGUUAAAAUAUU